UAUUAUCACCCUUUUUUUUUUUCAUUCUUGAAAAAAAAAAUCAAAAUGAAGUUGUCAAAGACUUGCUUGAUACUUCUAACUCUAGUAAACUUCGGUUUUGCUCAAGAGAAUACGGGAGACCCUAUUCAAGACAAUCUCGUGGUUAAUGCUGGAAAGGAAGAAACUACUCAAUUUGGUGUAAAGAUCAAUAAUACUGAUAGUUUGACAGCUGGACACCGUGGACCCACCUUACUAGAAGAUUUUAUGAAUCGUGAAAAGAUCAUGCAUUUUGACCAUGAAAGAAUCCCUGAACGUGUUGUUCAUGCUCGUGGUUUUGGUGUUCAUGGUUACUUUGAACCUUACGCAGACUGGUCAAAUAUUACUGCUGCCAAGUUCUUGCGUGAACCCGGUAAAAAAACUCCAGUAUUUGUUCGUUUCUCUACCGUCUUAGGUUCAAGAGGUUCUCCUGAUACUGUCCGUGACGUUCGUGGCUUUGCUACAAGAUUCUAUACAGAAGAGGGAAAUUUCGAUUUAGUUGGAAAUAUUAUUGCCCCAUUCUUUAUUCAAGAUGCAAUUAAAUUUCCUGAUUUAAUUCAUGCAACAAAGCCAGAGCCUGAUAGGGAAGUACCCCAGGCUUCAACUGCACAUUGUACUGCUUAUGAUUUCUUUUCUCAACAUACUGAAUCUAUUCAUACUGUUAUGUGGGUUCUGUCUGGAAGAGGUAUUAUCAGAAGCUUCCGUCAAGUAGAGGGGUUUGGUGUCCACACCUUCCGAUUAAUCAGAGAAGAUAAGAAAACUGUAUUUGUCAAGUUUAUUUGGAAACCCUUGCAGGGGCUUUCUAAUCUCGUUUGGGACGAAGCUCAAAAAAUCCAAGGUAAAGACAUUGAUUUCCAUCGUAACGAAUUUUAUGAUGCUAUUGAAAAGGGGGAUUAUCCUGAAUAUGAACUUUGUGUACAGAUUGUCCCAGAAGAAGAUGAAGAUAAGUUCGAUUUCGAUUUACUUGAUUCAACCAAGAUUAUUCCCGAAUCUUUAGUCCCAGUUACCAGAUUAGGUAAAAUGACACUUAAUCGUAACGUCAAUGAUUUCUUCUCUGAAACCGAACAGGUUACCUACCAUAUGGGACAUGUAGUUAGAGGCAUUACUUUUACUGAUGAUCCUUUGCUUCAUGGCCGUUUAUUCAGUUAUCUUGAUACUCAAAUUAACAGAAUGAAUUCUGUUAAUUAUUUCCAUCUUCCUAUUAAUAAACCAAGAGUCCCAGUUCAUAACAAUCAGCGUGAUGGUUAUAUGCAAACUAAUGUUCAUACUGGAAAAGUUGCUUAUUAUCCAAACACUUUACAAGACAAUACUCCUGAAGUCGUUUCAGAUAAGAAAGGCGGAUAUUUGGAAUACCCUGAACAUGUUAACGGAACUAAGCAACGUGGUAAAGCGGGUAAAUUUGCUGAUCAUUUCUCUCAUGCUCAAUUGUUCUAUAACAGUCUUACCACUGCCGAACAACAGCAAGUAGUAAAUGCAGCUCGAUUUGAACUUGGUAAAUGCCCCUUGAAGUCUGUUCGUACUAAUAUGGUCAAUGUCUUUAAUCGUGUUGAUCACAACUUUGCUCGUCGUGUUGCUUAUGCCUUAGAUGUCCCUAUUCCUGAAUAUAGUCAAAACAAAAAUAAGACAUCUAUCGGUUUAUCUAUCGAAAACUAUCCAUUACCUAAAAAUAUCAAGGCAAAGAAAGUGGCUAUCAUUACAGCACCUGGUAUUGAUGUUGAUGAAGCCAAAUCCAUGUAUGAUUUCUUGAAGAAAGAAGGUGCCUAUCCUGACUAUAUUGGUAUCAAAUUGGGUGAUCAAGAUGGACUUGAUAUUGAACAAACAUUCCUUACCACUACCUCUGUUCUCUACGAUGCUGUCUAUGUCCCAUCAGGUAGUAAAGCAGCUUUCAAAUUAUUAGCUGAACCUCUCUCUACCUUUCCUUAUGCUGAACCUAUUGCAUUCUUGCUGGAUGCCUUCCGUCAUGGCAAGCCUAUUGCUGCCUCUGGUCGUGGUGUAUCCUUACUUAAGUCUGCCCAGGUUCCUUCUAUGGCUCUUAGUAGUAACGUUGAAUCACAAAAGAAAUAUGGUAUCUUUAUCAGCAAUGAUUUGAAGAACCUUAAAAAUCUAUUCAAGUUAGGCAUUCGCAAACAAAGAUUCUGGAUCCGUUUGCCUAGUGAUCCUGAUGCUGCAGAAUCUCCUACCCCACCUACUAACAAAAUCUAAAACAAAAGAAGGAACUUAAAAUAUAAAAUUAAUUUCUUUUUUUUUUUUCUUCAAUCCAAAACAAUAAUGAUUUUUUUUCCCCAGCUUAUUAUCUCUUAGUAUCAUUAAUAAAACAAUAAUAAUAAAAAUUUUAUUUUAUUAAGUUUUGGACCUUUUUUUAUUUAUUUAUUUAUUUAUUUUUU
Messenger RNA from Cokeromyces recurvatus, 2399 nucleotides. Its product is annotated as catalase-like domain-containing protein. Gene Ontology annotation, molecular function: catalase activity; heme binding. Gene Ontology annotation, biological process: hydrogen peroxide catabolic process; response to oxidative stress. Bases 46 to 2217 code for a protein of 723 amino acids. NCBI's taxonomy places the organism in Eukaryota, Fungi, Mucoromycota, Mucoromycetes, Mucorales, Mucoraceae. The record is from RefSeq and is a predicted model, not a curated record. Gene Ontology annotation, cellular component: cytosol. The transcript is spliced from 8 exons.